UUCCGUCAUUAGAGAGGGAGAGAGAGGAUUUGGAAUUGGCGCCAGCGCCACCAUCCCCCGCUCGCCCAAAUUCCGCCCUCCAGCCCUGGGGUUUCCGCUCGCCGCCACCCCGAUGGACAUCGACGCCGCCGCGCCGCCGCCCCAGCCGGCCGGGGCGGCGGCAAAGGGUAAGGUGCCGCUCUCCGCAUCCGGCAGGGCCGCGCCCUGGGUCGAGAAGUACCGGCCCCAGUCCCUCGCCGAGGUCGCCGCCCACCGCGACAUCGUCGACACCAUUGACAGGCUCACAAAUGAGAAUAGACUUCCACAUUUGUUGCUAUACGGGCCACCUGGCACUGGGAAAACAUCAACGAUACUGGCUGUUGCAAGGAAACUAUAUGGGUCUCAGUAUAGCAACAUGAUUCUGGAGCUCAAUGCAUCAGAUGAUCGUGGUAUUGAUGUUGUAAGGCAGCAGAUCCAGGAUUUUGCUGGUGCACGCAGCCUCUCUUUCGGAGCAAAGCCUUCUGUUAAGUUGGUCCUCUUGGAUGAAGCAGAUGCAAUGACCAAGGAUGCACAAUUUGCAUUGCGAAGAGUCAUUGAAAAGUAUACAAAGAGCACAAGGUUUGCGCUCAUAUGCAACCAUGUCAACAAAAUUAUCCCUGCACUACAAUCAAGGUGCACUAGGUUUAGAUUUGCUCCACUUGAUGGCAGUCAUGUUAGAGAGCGUCUUCAACAUAUAAUAAAAUCUGAGGGGCUCAAUGUCGAUGAAGGUGGCUUGACAGCCCUAGUGCGAUUAAGCAAUGGUGAUAUGAGGAAAGCUUUGAACAUAUUGCAGUCAACACACAUGUCAUCCCAACAAAUCACAGAAGAAGCUGUCUAUCUUUGCACAGGAAACCCCAUGCCAAAAGAUGUCGAGCAGAUAGCAUUUUGGUUAUUAAAUGAACCAUUUUCAACCAGCUUCAAAUAUAUAUCUGACAUGAAGAUAAGAAAAGGGCUGGCCUUGGUUGAUGUUAUACGGGAGGUUACUAUGUUUGUGUUCAAAAUACAAAUGCCAUCUGAUGUUCGUAUAAAGCUGAUUAAUGAUUUGGCCAAUAUCGAGUACAGGCUAAGCUUUGCGAGCAAUGACAAAAUGCAGCUGGGCGUGCUGAUCUCAACUUUCACUGAUGCUCGCACGUCUAUGGUUGCUGCUGCCAGCUAAAUUCAGUAAUGUGAUGAUCUUUUUGUUGCCCUUUGCUGCCCCCACUGGACUCUGGAAAUUUAGUGGCAGCUACCUGUAUGGAUCAAUGUCGUGUCUGUAUUUAGCAAGUUUAAAAGCAUAGUGAGGACUGUCUUAGAUCUAGAUGUCUGCUCGACGUUGUAGCUGCCUGGAACUUAGGAGUACUUCUGCCAGGCGUAGGUGAGGUAUGAUGCAUGUAAGAUUCUAUCCAGUAGUGAAGCAAUCGUAACCGAACUCUUUCUUUUAUGAAUUUACAUGCAAUUGCGAAGACAGUCGAUAUGGUGAAUCAUGGUCAUCCACAAGGGAAUCGUGAUCUGGAUCAGUGAACCGGAAAGGUUGAUCCUGUAUUAUUCCAUUGAGACAUCCGUACUGCUCUUGUGUUUACAAGUGCAAAGGCAGUUACCAUGUUACCAU
Messenger RNA from Phragmites australis (common reed), 1606 nucleotides. Its product is annotated as replication factor C subunit 3-like. The transcript is spliced from 9 exons. Lineage: Eukaryota; Viridiplantae; Streptophyta; Magnoliopsida; Poales; Poaceae. Gene Ontology annotation, molecular function: ATP hydrolysis activity; ATP binding; DNA binding. Gene Ontology annotation, biological process: DNA repair; DNA-templated DNA replication. The record is from RefSeq and is a predicted model, not a curated record. Gene Ontology annotation, cellular component: DNA replication factor C complex; nucleus. Bases 113 to 1174 code for a protein of 353 amino acids.